Heterocephalus glaber (naked mole-rat) is the source of this 2417-nucleotide messenger RNA. RefSeq names its product calcium binding and coiled-coil domain 2 (gene Calcoco2). Lineage: Eukaryota; Metazoa; Chordata; Mammalia; Rodentia; Bathyergidae. Gene Ontology annotation, cellular component: PML body; autophagosome. The record is from RefSeq and is a predicted model, not a curated record. Gene Ontology annotation, biological process: xenophagy; positive regulation of autophagosome maturation.
CUCCAGACCCGGCAGUGAGGAGCAAAGGAUCGUUACAGAGGUGGCCGGGAUCCCGAGUCCCCUGGCGCCAGCUUGUCAAGAGUGUUCUUUCAGGUCACACAGUGCCUUGGGGCCGUGUGAAAAACUUGGCUGUACUGCAGGCGUGUCCGGCUUCCUUGUCUUCUCUGAUGAAAAGAAAGUUGAAAAGAGCUUCCACUUCCUGUUUCUUAAGCCCGUCCUUAGGGCUGGAGGAGUCUCAGACAUCCAGCCUGAUCCGAGCACUGGACGGGCCCGCCAUGGAGAAGGCGCGAGAAGAACCCCCGUCAUCCACAGUGCUGCUGGACCAUGCCAGCUUCUCACAGGUCAUCUUCAACAACGUGGAGAAGUUCUACCUCCCCGGGGGGGAUGUCACCUGCUUCUACAUCUUCACCCAGCAGUUCACCCCUCGUCGAAAGGACUGGAUUGGCAUCUUCAAAGUGGGCUGGAAGACGACUCGGGAGUACUACACCUUCAUGUGGGUGGCUCUGCCCAGAGACCCCAGCACCAAACAGCAGGAAGUCCAGUUCAGAGCUUAUUACCUGCCCAAGGAUGAUGAAUACUACCAGUUCUGCUACGUGGAUCAGGAUGGCAUGGUCCGAGGAGCAAGCGUCCCUUUCCAGUUCCGUCCGGAAAGUGAGGAGGACAUCCUGGUUGUCACCACUAAGGUGAAGGUGGAGGAGACUGAGCAGCACAACAAGGAGCUCUGCCAGGAAAACCAGGAGCUGCAGGCCCUCUGUGCCCAUCUGGAGGAGCAGAACUCGGCAGCACAGGCAGAGCUUCAGAGGAAGCAGGAGGAGCUAGAAACUCUACAGAGUGUCAAUAAGAAGCUGGAGCAGGAAUCGGAAGAGCAGAAGGCCCAUUGGGACAGCGAGCGGCUUCAACUGAAAGAACAGGACCAGCAGCUGCGCUCUGAAAAUGACCAGCUGGGAACCAGAGUGGCAGAGCUGCAAUCCCAGCUGCUAAGUCAAGAGAAAGAAAUGGAGGAGCUGGUCCAGGGAGAUCAAGAGAAGACAGAGAAAUUGCAACAUCUGAAAAAUGGGAACGACCAGCUCUGUCUCAGUUUAACUGAACAGAGGGAGCAGCAGAAGAAGCUCGAAGAGGCGCUGGAGGAGAUGCGGCUGAGAGAAACCGCUGCGCUGAAGACGCAGGCGGCCCUAAUGCAGGAUGAGAACUUGGACCUGUCCAGGCGCCUAGAUGACAACAAGGUUCUGUGUGAUUCUCUGCAGAGAGAGAAAGAGCUGCUGGAAAGAGAAAAUGAUCUCUUGAGGAAGGAGAGCUGCAGGUUGCUGAGUUACCAGGCUCCGGACUUUGACUCUCUGCCACUUCAAGUGCCUGCUUGGGAUCAGGAAGGCGCCAGUCAGAACCCAGGCCUGGUCUUCGGAAACCCGUAUUCUGGUACCCAAGAAAGUUCCACCCCCGGCCCCGUGAGGUGCACGGUGCCCCUGUCCACGUCGCAGGUCCCCAAGACUUUCCAUCCCUUCUCAGUGUGCGGGCUUCAGGGCGAGGACAGUGGGUGGAAGCCGAUGAUCCGCCUGGGCCUGACCACCUCUGUCUCCAUCGGGAAGUGCCCUGUGUGCAGCGGGGUGUCCCCGGACGGGGUCUGUGAGCACCUCGAGGAGCAGCAGCGGGCGCAGGGCCACUGUAUGACGUGUCCGGUUUGCGACCAGACCUUCCCAGUGACAGAGAAGCAGAUCUUCGAGGACCACGUGUUCUGCCACUACCUCAGCGCCCCGCUGGCCUAGAGCCACGGCUUCCCCACGAGGCCAGAGACGGCAUCUGUGCCUGAGCCGCCGGGUGGGUUAAGCGCUGUGUCUGUCCUCAGAGUCCCCGGGCAACAGUACCCAUUGUUCCUCAGGACUCGGGGACAGGCCCCGGGUUGUCUUCUGCCCAAGGUUAGGCCUAACCUGGGUGGAGGAGACUGGCCAGAAACUGGGUUUCCUCCUCCAGCCGAGGGCAUUAAACCAGCCCAGAAGGCACGCGAAGGGCCCGGAUGUCCAGCUUGAAUACCAAAGAUGUCUCCUUAAUUUCGCAUCUUCUUCCCCACCACGAGCAGCCAGUGUUUCGGUCACAGAGCCUUUUUGUCUGCUCAGCUCCCCCUGCUCUUUGAGCUUUCUUUUUUUGCUUUCUUUUUGGUACCAGGGACCAAGCUCAGGACCUGGUGCUUGCGAUGCAGGCGCGGCACCACUGAGCUACAUCCCCGGCCUCCUCUUUGAGCUUCCUGUGCGCGCGACUGUCCUCGGUGUCAGUCUUAGUGGUUCCUUAGGAGUUACUAGAAACUCAGAUGGUUUGCACCCUUAGGCGCGGUUAAAUUUGGGUAGGGUUGCCGAAUACUGAAGCAGCUAUUGUUAAUCUCUAACACUAAAAAUAAAUGACUCUUUUAGGGACUUAGGUAACAAUAA